Molecule: messenger RNA, 2906 nt
Organism: Chara braunii
Lineage: Eukaryota; Viridiplantae; Streptophyta; Charophyceae; Charales; Characeae
Source: the annotation of a GenBank genome assembly
UCGGGGACUGGGUCAAGAUCACGGAGCUGGUUGUAAAUGGCGGCGAAGUCUGGGCAAGAGAGGUGAUGGAGUGAUGGGAGGAGCUGGAUAUGGGUUAUGACGGCGUAGACUUUCUCGGGGGGCUUGUGGUCGAGUCGUCGAGAGAGGGCAUCAGCAACGCGGUUGCUUUUGUCGGGGGUGUGGCAAAUGGUGAAUGUGAACUAGGCAAGGAAGUCGAGCCAUCGAGCUUGGCGUGGGAUGAUGUCUUUCUUGGUGAGGAUGGAAGAAACGAUGGUGUUGUCAGUACAGAUGGUGAAGUAUUGCCCGUCGAGGUACGGGCGCCAGACUGUGAGGGGGUGAAUCACGGCGAGGAGUUCCUUCUCGUUGGAGGGGUGAUUCAUCUCCGCGGGAAGGAGCUUCUUGCAUGUGAAGGCGAUGGGGUAUUCGUCGGGUGGGGCCGCGGGGUGAGUGGACAAGUCCUUGAUGGAGGGGGUCUCGGCGGUGCCGCGGGGGAAAUGUUGGGACAGUACAGCUCCAAUGGCGAAGUCGGAGGCAUCACUGGUGACAUAGAAAUGGCGAGUGGGGUCGACGCUCUUGAGGACAGGGGCCAUGGUGAUGGUUUGGUUGAGGAAGUCGAAAGCAUGUUGGAGGCGAUCGUUCCAAUUGAAGGCCUCGUCCUUGCGUGUGAGUUCGUGGAGAGGCGAAGACAAUGUGGCCAAGGUAUUCGACGCUCGAAGCGGCAAACGUACAUUUGUUGCGCUUGGCGUAGAAUUUUGCUCUCGGAGGAUCGAGAGGACUUGGCGAAUGUGCUGAAGGUGGGACUCGAAGGUGGGGCUAAAGAUGAGGAUGUCAUCAAGGUACAGGACGACACAGACUUCGAGGAGGUCACGGAAGAUGUGGUUCAUGGUGGACUGGAAUGUGGCGGGGGCAUUGGUGAGUCCGAAAGGCAUUACGAGGAACUCGUAGUGCCCGAACCGAGAGCGGAAUGCGGUCUUGUGGGUGUCCUCCUCGCGGAUACGGAUCUGGUGGAAGCCACUGCGGAGGUUGAUCUUGGUGAAAUAUUUGGCUCCACGGCGGCAAUCAAGAAGUUCAGAUAUCCGGGGGAGUGGGUACUUGUUCUUGAUCGUGAUCCGGUUCAAGGCACGAUAGUAUGUGCACAUGCGAAGUUCCAAGGUACCAUUCUUCUUGACGAAGAGACAACUGGUUCCGAAGGGGGAGGAGCUAGGUUUAAAGAAUCCUUUUUCAAGGAGUUCAUUGAGCUCGCGCUUCAUUUCUUUGGCCUCGGGGACGGAGAGUUGUUACGGAGGGCGGCAAGGAGGAGAAUGGUCGGGCUCGAGAUCAAUGGUGUGGGAUACAUCUCGAUCGGGAGAGGAAGAAGGCGGUCGAGAGGCACGAUCCUAGCGUUCCAUCCGCAUAAGGUGGGCCACCUGGAGGUCCUCAAUGGUGAAUUGGGAGGGGUCGAGACAGGCAGUGUCGAAGUCGUCAUUGGAGGUGGGUGGAGUGGUGUCGUCAGGGGUGAUGUUAUGGAAGACGCGGGGGCGGGAGGGAGCGGGCGCGGACCGGUGAUGGGGGUGGAGUCGAUCGCGGUGAAGCAUGCGAGAGAGGCGGUCGGCAAGGGGCAUGUCGGGUUCGUGGGCGAGGGCGGUUGCAAGAUCUUUGUGGCAUACUCGCUUGAUGCGGGAGAUGAACACAAAGUCGGGAAUGAUGGUGGUGGGGAGGUGAUGGCGGAGGGAGCGAAUGUAUUGGAGGAAGCGGUCGGUGGGACCGGUCUGGCGGAGGUGACAAAAUUGUUCGAGGUAGUCGUCGAUGGUUUUCUGGGGGUGGAAGGUGGCAGUGAGAAGGUUGGCCCAUUGGAGGAAGGAGUGACACGGUCCUCCAGAGGCGCGGCGGUUGCUUACUUCGGCCAUCCACCAUUUGGCGGCAUUGCCGAGGAGGUGGGAGGUGGCAAUGGGAAGCCAGUGGACAAGGGGCAUGUGGUGGAGCUUGAAAGAGUUCUCGAGCUGGGUAAGGAAGAGGAAAACGUGCUCGUGGGGAAGGCCAGAGAAGGGCAUGAUGUCGGCGGAUCGGAAGGGACGGGGGAUUUCCCCUUCGCGGGAAACGAUCCGGGCGAGGGUGUUGAAGUUGAGGUUAUCGGGGGUAGUGCCGUAGCAGGUGUAAUCAAAUUGGCUGUUGUCGUCAAGGAGGUAGUUGGGGGGAAGUUGUGGCAUUGCGGGGUAAACCUCGGAGGUUACUUGGGAACAGCCAGUGAUGCUGAGAAACCAUAUCUGCAAGCACUUUUAGACAAUGCAAUCAAAAGGGAAGAAGAGUCGGAGAGGGAGAGGAAGGAGGCGUUCUUGGAGGCUCAAGAGGCCAUCUUGCAAAUUGUUCCCUCACUGAGUAAAGAACAAUGUGGGGAGCAGCUACAGACCAUACUUACCGCUAUCAUCCAAGUCCGGAGUCUUGAGGAUCACACCAGCCAGAUCGCUGAAGUCUUCGAUAAAUUGAAGAAGCUCCAGGAAGAUCUGGCUGAUAUGACCAGCAAGUACCACGACUUGACGGUUGAGAUUGCUGAGCUGCGGCAGGCCCAAGUAACCAACCCUCUUCCCUUACCCCCUGAUUUCGGCGCUGCAAUUACAACUAAUCUUGCCCCUCUCACCGUAUCUUCUUCUACCUCCUCUUCGAGUGUGAUGGCAACCCCCUCGGGACCUGCGGCAAGUGCAAAUUCCGCUGCUGUUGUGAUCAGCAGUGAGGCAGGGAAUUCUGCAAUUGCUGCAGCCCCAAGAUCGGAAGUAGUUGUUGCUGGUCCCUAUGUGGACCGGAAGGCGGUCCAAAUGCCGUCUAAGUACGACGGCAAGGAAGACAUCGGCUCCAUGAGGGCCUACUUUUAGAUUCUGGGACUCAACCUGAGACCCAGGCGGUGAUCAUGGGAAUGAAUAUCGAGCCGGUCG